UGAUAAACCUUUAACGCCAGAAGAAGAAAACGGAAACCUGCCAACCUGCCUGCUUGUCAGGGUAGGUUCAACUUGUACCACUCAGAGGCAGCGAAAAUAUUUCCAGGCUGGGAAACGAUACUUUACUACGAAGACGGAAACUCCAUCGAUUGAGGGGGAAAAAACUGAAAAAGAGGAGACCCUGUAACACUGGAGCGACCAUGGUGGGCGAACGCCGUAAUGGCAACCUGCUGGUGCAGCUGGGCCCCAAGCUGCAGGCCUACCCGGAGGAGCUGAUUCGCCAGCGCCGCACGCACGACGGGCAGACGGAGUACCUGAUUCGCUGGAGCCUGCUGACCGUGGACGACGGGGGCGGCUCCGGGGGCGGGACCAGCGAGGCGGGCGGCGGCGGCGGGGGCGGCGGCUCGGGCAGCGGGGGCUCGUCCUCCGGCGAGAGCAAGACGGAGAACAUCCUGAUGUGGAUGUCCACGGAGGACGUCUACGCCAACUGCCCCACCCUGCUGGGCAAGCGCAAGACGGACGUCCAGCGGCCGCUGCAGGAGGAGCGGCCCAGCAGCGAGUUCCCGUCCGACGUCACCUUCGACGAGGUGGAGCUCUCCGACAUGAAGGACGACGUGAAGAACCUGGUGCGCCGGGCGCGCAAGCAGAUGACCAAGAAGAGCGACCUGGGCAUCAGCAUCACGCACACCAUCCACGUGCUGAGCGCCUACGCCGGCAUCGGCUCGCUGGUGGGCGUCUUCAAGGAGACGGGCGCCCUGGACCUGCUCAUGGAGCUGCUCUGCAACAAGGAGCGGCAGACCCGCCGCAGCGCCGGGAAGAUGCUCCGCGCCCUGGCCUCGCACGACGCCGGGAGUCGAGCCUACGUCCUCCUGUCCCUCAGCCAGCAGGACGGGAUCGAGCAGCACAUGGACUUCGACAAUCGCUACACGCUGCUGGAGCUGUUCGCCGAGACCACCUCCUCCGAGGAGCACGGCAUCUCCUUCGAGGGGAUCCACCUGCCCCAGAUCCCGGGAAAGCUGCUGUUCUCUCUGGUGAAGCGCUACCUGUGCGUGACGUCCCUCAUGGACAAGCUGAACACGGCCGGGGUGGAGUCCAGCUCCGAGCGGCAGGAGGGCGGCGGCGGCGGCUCCUCCUCUUCUUCCUCGGGCUACUCCUCCUCCUCCUCCUCGGCCCUGGGGGCGGGCCACCAGACGGAGCAGUCCCGGGUGCAGCGAGAGUUCGAGUUCACCAUGGCGAUGGCCAACCUCAUCUCGGAGCUGGUGCGCGUGAUGGGCUGGGACCGCAACCGCCAGCCGCCGCAGGCCGGCUCCCUGAUGUCCCCCGGGAGGGACGAGGGGCCCCGCCCCCUGCGCUCCAUCUUCCAGCCCCGCUUCUCCGCCUCGCCCACCGUCAUGGCCGCCGCCCCGCCCAAGCGGAAGGCGGCCAGCAGCUUCAAGACGCGCACCGACUUCGCCAGCCGCACCGCCUACGUGGAGUACGUGCAGGACAACCUGAAGAGCGGCAUGCUGGUCCGCAUGCUGGAGGACUACGAGGAGGUCAGCGCCGGCGACGAGGGGGACUUCCGAUACAGCAACGACGGCUCGCCACCUGUGCAGGUGUACUGGAACUCGCUCUCCCGGACGUACUGGGUUCACUGGCACAUGAUCGAGAUCCUGGGCAGCGGGACCAGCGGGCAGGCCGAGAAGGAGACGCAGGAGAAGGCCAGCUCCCUCACAGAGACGCUCAAACUCACAGCUGGUAAGGGAGCCUCCUUCACAGAGACUCUAGAACUCACAGCUGGGAAGAGAGCCUCCUUCACAGAGUCGCUCAAACUCACAGCUGUGAGCCAGACGUUCUUCUCCAAGCCCCCCGGGGGGCUGUACUCCCUGCCCUACCUGGCCGAGGGGCUGCAGGAGGAGGGCGGGGCCCUGAGCCGGGCCGAGUGGUGGGAGGUGCUCUUCUUCAUCAAGAAACUGGAGCCCAAGCAGCAGCAGGAGGUCAACGCCAUCCUGAGGCAGAGCCUGGACGACCAGAUGGAGGACCUGGACGAGGUGGCGCUGGUGGAGCUGUCGGUGCCCGGCGAGGUGGCGCAGAAGGUGCUGCACUACCUGAAGCAGGCGCUGCCGCCGUCCUGCCUGCGCGACCUGCAGUGCUCGCACAUCUUCGCCCGCCACUACCUGCAGCGCGGCGGCGGCCUGGAGGAGGACCUGCUGCACGCCUCCCUCAGCCCCAUGGAGCUGGACGGGCAGGGCCCCUGCGCCUCCACCUCCUCCUCCUCCUCGCUGGCCAACCUGGGCUCCGUCUCCAAGAAGCCCAAGAAGGAGGCGCCCUCCGACUCGGGCAACUGCAGCAGCUCGGACGCCGAGAGCGAGCUGCCCAAGGAGGACGAGUCCAAGUACCCCGAGGACCUGGAGGAGAAGAUGAAAGUCUUCAACAACCCGAAGAUCCAGGGCAAGAGGAACUCGCUGGAGAAGAUGGGGGAGGUGGUGGACAUCAUGAAGAAGAGCGGCUCGGACCCGGGCCAGCAGCUGGCCGGCAUGAAGUUCAUCGCCAAGAUCCUGAUGGAUGAGGGGCCCCAGGAGAGGAGCAGCCUGCGGACGGACUCCGCCCAGACCAUCCGGGAUAAGAUCCUGAAGCUGCUGGUGGAGCGGCUGAGCGGCCAGCCCCAGGAGGUGGUGGUGAGCACGCUGCGCCUCGUCUGCAUCCUCAUGCUGCGCUACGAGUGGCGGGUGUCCUUCGCCACCGAGGGCGGGGUCAAGGCCAUCCUGUCCUUCAUGCAGGAGCACCCCGGCUGCACGCAGGUGCAGAAGAUCGCGCUGGCGGCCCUGAAGGUGAUCACGGGGGCCAGCAAGCACGACAUCCGCAGCAUGGGCCGGUGCCUGCCCCUGUCCGAGUCGGGCACCCAGAUGAUGCUGGAGAUCUUCGCCAGCAUCGGCUCGGCCACGCCCGAGGGUUCCACGGGCCUGCUGGGAGCCAUCCCCGCCGCCAUCGAGCUCAUGCUCAACACCCCGGGGUCCACGGUGUCGGUGCGGGACGGCCUGCUGGUGGUGAUCAUGCUGAUCUCCAGCCAUAAGAGCCUGGCGGAGCAGCUGGUGGCGUGCGGGAUCAGCGCCGUCCUGCAGAAGUGCCUGUCGGCCCCGCGGGCGGAGACCAUGCUGGCCAUCAUCGCCCUCAACCACAUCUCCAUGGUGCACAAGCUGGAGAAGCAAGAGUCGAAGGAGGAGCUGGACUUCAAGGACACGGGGCUGAAGAUGCUGGUGGUGAGCCUGAAGGAGAUGACGGCCACCAAGGAGGUGAUCCUGACGCUGGAGCAGCUGCUGUGCGACGACACCUCGCAGCUGGAGGAGGAGCGCAACCAGGUGACCCGCAACAAGGACACCUUCCAGGACCUGGUGCGGCUCAUGGACCAGCACCGCGUGGACCGGGCCACGCAGCUCUCCAUCCUGAGGAUUUUGAAUAAGUUCCUUGACAACUACCAGGAAGACCUGCUGCCCUGGCACGAGAGCAUAGAGCCCUGCCUGUCCUCCCUGACGGCCUUCAUCAAUGACCGAGAGGUGGUGCAGCUCUUCAUCCGCUUCCUGUACCGGCUGGCCACGCUCAACAAGGACUACGCGGUGGUGAUGUGCCGGCUGGGCACCAAGGACGCGCUGAUCAAGGCGCUGGACAAGCACAGCGCCAGCCUGCUGCUGGUGACCGAGCUGCGCGACCUGAUCGGGGACUGCGAGAAGUACGCCAGCCUCUACAAGAAGAUGACCACCAGCAUACUGGCCGGCUGCAUUCAGAUGGUCCUGGGCCAGAUUGAGGAGCACCGCCGCAGCCACCAGCCCAUCAACAUCCCCUUCUUCGACGUCUUCCUCCGCAACUUGUGCCAAGGGUCCAGUGUGGAGCUGAAGGAGGACAAGUGCUGGGAGAAGGUGGAGGUCUCCUCCAAUCACCACCGAGCCAACAAGCUCACCGACAAGAACCCCAAAACCUUCUGGGAGUCCAACGGCUGCACAGGUUCCCACUUCAUCAACCUCUACAUGCACAAGGGGGUGGUGAUUAGGCAGCUGGCAGUGCUGGUGGCCAGCGAGGACUCCAGCUACAUGCCCGCCCGCAUCGUGGUGCUGGGCGGGGACGACCCCACCAACAUCAACACGGAGCUGAACACCGUGAACGUACCGCCGUCGGCCAGUCGCAUCGUUCUGCUGGAGAACAUGACCCGCUUCUGGUCCAUAGUGCAGAUCAGGAUCAAGCGCUGUCAGCAGGGCGGCAUCGACACCCGGGUCCACGGGUUCGAGGUCCUGGGGCCCAAGCCCACCUUCUGGCCCGUGUUCAAGGAGCAGCUGUGCUGCCGGACCUACCUCUUCUACACCACCAAGGCCCACACCUGGUGCCAGGAGAUCCUGGAGGACAAGGUGCAGCUGCUGCAGCUUUUCAACAAGCUGAACAGCGCCCUGCGGCACGAGCAGAUGUUCGCCGACCGCUUCCUGCCCGACGCCGAGGCGGCGGAGGCGCUGGGCCGGACCUGCUGGGAGGCGCUCAUCACCCCCAUCGUGCAGAGCAUCACGCUGUCAGACACGCCGGUCCUGAGCCCGCUGUCCUGGCUGCUCAGCGAGUACCUGGACAACGCCGAGAUCGCCAAGCGCUGCAAGAGCCGGGCGGCCAUCUUCAACUCGCGCGUGCGCCGCCUCACGCACCUGCUGGUGCACGUGGACACCAGCCGCGCCGACGCCGAGGAGCUCAAGCCCCCGGUCAAGUCCAAAGGUAUCAACCGAAGCAAAGAUUUAAAGAAUGGCAAAGAGGGAAAGAACAAGGAGGCGGCGGCCUCUUCCUCCUCCUCUUCCUCCGUCCGGCCCAAAGUGAAGAACGCCAGCAGCAUAGCCGGGAUAGCGCAGUGCUGGCAGGGCGUGGUCCAGCGACAGGUGAAGAAGUUUCUGGACUCUGCGUGCAGCCUGCCGGACUUCGUGGAGCGGUACAGGAACAUGUACCUGCGUCUGAAGAACGCGAUGGAGGAGCUGUUCGGCCAGCAGACGGCCUUCGUGCUGGCGCUGCGGCAGGGCUUCUCCGCCGCGCUGCUGCAGCUGUCCAUCCUCACCGCCAUGCACGUGAGUGAGAGAUUCGCCCAGUACAUCGACCUGAUGAUCCAGGAGAGCGGCGUGGACUCGGGGAACGUGGAGACGCUCAACCAGCUGCAGCAGUUCCUGGAGCCCAUGCUCUUCCUGUCCGGCCUGGAGCUGGCCAACACCUUCGAGCACUUCUACAGGUAUUACCUUGGCGACCGGCUGCUGGGCCAGGGCAAGGUGUGGCUGGAGAGCGCGGUGAUCGAUCAGAUCGGCACCUGCUUCCCCAACCGCUUCCCGCAGCAGAUGCUGAAGAACCUGCGGGAGUCGGAGGAGCUGCAGCAGGAGUUCCACCUGUACCGCCUGCAGCAGCUGGACAAGACGCUGCAGGACCAGGACGAGGAGAUGGCGGAGGACCAGGCCCCGGGGCUGGAGGAGGAGGGUGAGGUGAAGGUGCUGGUCCUGUCCCCGCGCUGCUGGGCCGUCUCCUCCCCCUGCUACCUGGAGCGCCCCGACCGCCACUUCCCCCCCCAGCUCUGCGGCUACCUGGCCGAGUUCACCGACUUCUACGCCAACAGCCAGACGAUGUACAACCUGACGCACAGCAAGCCCCGGCGGCUGCAGUGGACCUGGCUGGGGCACGCCGAGCUCCACUACGGCUCCUGCAUCCUCUACGUCUCCACGCUGCAGAUGUACAUACUGCUGCAGUUCAACAGCCAGGAGGACGUGGCCGUGGAGGCCUUGCAGCAGGCCACGGGGCUCUCCCUCGUCGUGCUGCUCCACGCACUCAAGCCCCUCACCGCUGAGAAGCGCAUCCUGGUCCACAAGAGCUCCAGCGCCGACCCAAUGAAGUGGGUCCUGUGCCUGAACCAGGAGGCCCUCCCCCAGGACUCGGAGGGCCACAGCUACUGCUACCUGCUCCCCAAGCAGACCUACCUGAACGUGGACGAGGACGCCGCCAGCACGCUGGAGAGGAAGAGGAACUACGUCUACUGCCUCAUCGUCCAGGUCAUGAAGGUGGAGAAGGAGAUGCACAUCGACAACCUGGUCUUCAGGGUGCUGGACACGUGUCAGAAGCAGGAGGCGACGCGGGCGCCGGGCGCGGUGCGCUUCGGCUGCAGCACCACCGACGUGCUGUCCUGCGUGAUGCACGUCAUCAACAAGGGCUACGUCAGGCGCAACGAGGACAGCCCGCACAUCGUGGAGUUCCUGGCCGAGGACCCCAGCACGCCGCAGAAGGGCCAGGCCCACAUCUCCUUCAGCCGGCCCGAGCUGAAGAAGGGCUCCAGCCCCGACCUCGGCAAUGGCGGCGGCAGCAAUGCUCCCACCAGUCUGGGAGGUCUCCUGGCGGGCCCGCAGCGGGCGGAGGACGGGGUCCUGGAGGCGGUGCUCUUCUCCAUGGGCCGCACCAUGACCCAGGAGGAGGUCCAGCAGCUGAUGAAGAGGACGGUGCAGCAGGUGUCCGCCACGCUCAGCCUGGACCUGGACCGGGCCGAGCACCUGCUGGUGCACUGCAAGUGGAACGUGGACCUCCUCGUCCAGCGCUACACCGACGACCCCGACACCCUGGUCCUGGCGGCCGGCCUGAAGGGCCGCAACCCCCAGCCGCCGCCCAGCCCCGUGUCCCAGUGUCCCGUCUGCCUCACCCCCCUGACGGGGGACCCCGACGACACCCCCUCCCUCUGCUGCAUGCACUACUGCUGCCGGUCAUGCUGGCAGGAGUACCUCACAGCCAGAAUCGAGCAGAACUUGGUGAUGAGCUGCAACUGUCCCAUCACAGACUGCCACGCCCAGCCCACCUCCCAGUUCUUCUACAGCAUCCUGACCGACAAGGACAUCAUUGCCAAGUACGAGAACGCUCUGCUCCGGGGUUACGUGGAGUGCUGCUCCAACCUGACCUGGUGCACCAACCCCCAGGGCUGCGACCAGAUCCUGUGCAAGGAGAACAUUGGCAGCAUGGGCACCUGCUCCAAGUGCUGCUGGUCCUCCUGCUUCAGCUGCAACUUCCCAGAGGCACACUACCCAGCCAGCUGUAGCCACAUGUCCCAGUGGAUGGACGAUGGGGGCUACUACGAGGGCAUGAGCAUGGAGGCUCAGAGCAAGCACCUGGCCAAGCUCAUCUCCAAGCGCUGCCCCAGCUGCCACGCCCAGAUCGAGAAGAACGAGGGCUGUCUGCACAUGACUUGUGCCAAAUGCAACCACGGCUUCUGCUGGCGGUGUCUCAAACCUUGGAAACCCACACACAAGGAUUACUACAACUGCUCUGCUAUGGUGAGCAAAGCAGCCCGCCAGGAAAAGAAGUUCCAGGACUACAACGAGAGAUGCACUUUCCACAAUCAGGCCAAGGACUUUGCCAUCAACCUGGAGAACAAGGUCUCCUCGAUCAACGAAGCGCUGCAGAUGAAGUCCUUAACGUUUGUCAUCGACGCCUGCAAGAUUUUGGCCCAGGCUCGCAAGGUGCUGGCCUACUCGUGCGUGUACAGCUACUACAACCAGGACACGGAGAAGAUGGACGUGAUGGAGCAGCAGACCGAGGCCCUGGAUCUCCACACCAACGCCCUCCAGAUCCUCCUGGAGGAGACGCUGCUCCAGUGCACUGAUCUGGCCUCCUGCGUGCGGCUGCUCAAACCCGAGCAUCUCAACACCGGCCUGGAGCUGAUCCGCCGCAUCCAGGAGCGUCUGCUGGCCAUCCUGCAGCACUCCACACAGGAUUUUCGGGUGGGGUACCAGUCCAAGCCCGGAUCUGACCAGGAGGCGGCCCAAGCGGCCAAUCUGGCUAACCACACGGACUCGAACAAGGAGGCGAAGUCGGAGGGGGGCUCCGACUCGGGCGACUCGGACAACGUCAACAACACGGCGGAGGACGGCGGGGACGGCGACGAGGAGGACGACGAGUACGACGACGAGUACGUCCCGGAGUGGCACGAGGACUACGACGAGGACGACAUCGACGAGGACGACUUCUUCUCCGACGACGACGAGUCCGAGAACGUGGAGAGGGACUUCAGCCCGUUCGACUAAAAAAAAAGUUUAACGAAAAGUGAAAACCAAUAAAAUGCACACAAAAAAAAACACGAGUCGCGCCGAGCUCCUGUCAAGCAAUGCUACCGCGUACAUAUUCCAGAACGGAGAGGAAAUGAGUAGUUUGGGGUGUUUUUUUUUUUUGUCUGACGGGAAACAGCCGGGUCAGGUUUUUACACAGGAAUUAGGCAGUGAAGCGUACAAGUCUUUUUCAUCAGAAGAAAAAUUAAAACAAAGUCCCUUUCUCUCGGCAGACUCCGGCCACCAGUUACCGUCGUCAUAACCGCAGCUGUAUGUUGGUCAUUCUGUUCUUUUUACAUAACCGUAUCUGCAAACAUUUGUUCUGUUAAUUCAUGUAGGUUAGGUUUAUACUAUGAAACCUUUUUUUGUUUUUUGUUUAAUGAGACCUUAUUUCACCACUUCACUGCUGUCAAAUGAGAAGAGGAACGUUUGUGAAAAUGCGCCGUUUUAAGAAGCGGACACCGGGGUCAUAGCCCAUGCCUUGGUUCAGUGUAGCCGAAGGAGCAAAUUAGGCACAGAUUUAUUUCCACAUGAAUAGAAAUAUUUCACAUUCGUUUUUUUUUUUGUUUUUGUUUUUUUGUUUUUUAAUAUCAGUUGAGUUGCCAUUUUCAUGAUGCAGUAUAAAGUUAUUUUCUACUCAAAUGUACGCCUUGAUUUAAUUUCCAAUACAUUGAUAUGCCUUUAUUUUUAGCUGGUUAAAUAAAAUACUCACAUGGAAAAGUUACCUAAUGGUUAAAUAAAAAAAUUUAAAAAUAUAUAUAUAUAUAUGUUUUGAUUUGAACAAUGGAGAGCAUUCUUAGGACUAUUGAAAUGUGGGGGAAAAGUGAAUGGCAGUUAAGGAAAGAAUGGUUAAGUGUAAAUAUUAAAGGGCUCCUGGAACUUCGCAGUCCUGUUUAAAAGCCUGUCAGUGCAUUCUGAAAUGGAAACUUACUGAGUACAGAGGGGGGGGCUGGCUAACAGAGAACACUCUUCGGGAUUCCAACAGUCCACCAAAGAAAUGGGAAUAUGAGACAAAUGCAUCAAAAACAUGUCAAUCGGCUCUACUUGGGUCUCAUUGCAAUAAUUUGGAUUUUUAUUUCAUUCUAUACUUAUUUUUUUUUUUGCUAAGCAGCAACAUAUGUUACUUGCUUUUUCCCAGUUUGUUUUUUUUUUCCUGGAAAAAAAAAAAAGAGUUUUUGGACAUGUUAAUGUUCAUAUAUACAGAGAUGGAGAGAGAUCAGAUACCUUGGCAAUGUCUGAAUUUUCUGUAAGUUGAGAUCCUUAUAUAUUCAUAUAUUGUUCAUCUACUAUGUUCUAUCUUUCCAAAUUAAAGCUGGAGUUGAGCAACUUCAACUUACUAAAUAAAAAGCUUUUUCUGCUAA
Molecule: messenger RNA, 9424 nt
Organism: Anguilla anguilla (European eel)
Lineage: Eukaryota; Metazoa; Chordata; Actinopteri; Anguilliformes; Anguillidae
Gene: cul9
Product: cullin-9
Exons: 42
Coding region: 201-8042 (2613 amino acids)
Biological process (GO): ubiquitin-dependent protein catabolic process
Molecular function (GO): zinc ion binding; ubiquitin protein ligase binding
Source: RefSeq, a predicted model, not a curated record